UUUUGCGAGACCAUGUACCGGAGUGCGAAGAGCAAUUUCCAGAAGCUUUACUAUAGCUGAGCCGGUGGUAGUUGCGUUGGUGUGCUUAGAGUAUUGACCAGAAACAGUGAUUUUGUGAUUUUUUUUUCUAUUAUUUAAAAUUGUGAGACAUCUUUGUGUAAAAUGAGUAAUCCGUUUUUGUCGCACUGGCCACUAAGAUAAGUUUUAUAAAGAAGUAUCUCAAAUCAACUGCGAAGAAAUUAAAGUACAAAUAUACUCAGAAAAGAUUCUCUAGUCAUCUAAGUCACGGGAAUCAGGUUAAAACUAAGCUUAAGCAAACGCAAGUCAACUCGAACGGGAUAAAAAAUCUCGCUCUAUAACUUCGAAUCGAAACCAAAGAAAUCAAUUCAAAAUGGUGGAUCUACUGUCUUCGAUUAUGAAGGAUUUCGGAACGUGGCAGCUCAGGGCGGUUCUGUUGAUAUACCUGUGCAAAAUUCCGUCAUCGUGGUUUAUGGCAUGUCUGAUUUACACGGCACCAGUUCCUAAGCAUGGUGAAUUUUUCUGUAAGCCUCCGCCUGAAAUUGGGCACUACAACAAAACGCAAUGGAUCAAAGUGUCACACCCAAUCAUGGAGGAAGUUCACGACGAAGAGUUCAACAUCGACUAUUGCAACGUGUUCGAAGAUGCUAUGGAGCAUAGUCUGCAGUUCUACAAUGAUCCAAGUCUCAAGCCCUGGGUUGAGCCCGUCAACAACAGCAGGGUUAUCCCGUGUGAAUCAUUUGAGCAUCAUUCAGACUAUACCUCCAUAAUCACUCAGUUCGAUCUGGUGUGUUCAAGAGACAUUCUGGUAGCAACCACUCAAUUUUUCCACCUGUUUGGCGUUCUGCUUGGUGGCAUCCUAACUACUGAAUUUUUGAAAACGAUAAGUCCGAGGAACAUUAUGCUGAUGGGAAUGUAUACGCAAAUCUUGAGCGGCUGCUUCACUGGACUGAUUAACGUAUUCGAGCUGCACAUGAUGUUCCGGUGCUUGAGUGCCAUUUGCUGUGGCUUCAUGUACACCGCAGGCGGUGUCAUAAUGAGUGACAUCACCGGAGGAAAGUACAAAACCGCUGUCAUAUGUUUGUUUGAACAGUUCUGGUCGAUCGGUGUGAUGAUGCUUCCUGGAGUGGCCAGUUUUUGGAGCAGCUGGUCCCAGCUUUAUUUGGCAAUCUCGCUGCCAACCUUCAUAUUGAUCAUUUUGCACAGGUGGAUCCCAGACUCUCCCCGAUGGCUGGUCAAACACGGUCGAGUGCGGGAAGCCCAAUGGUAUCUGCUGGAGUGCGCCAAAUUUAACAACAACGAAGUAAGCAUUCCAACCGAUUUCGAUCAUCAGCUGAAGUCAUACUCCGAGGCGGCCAUCGAACAACCGGAACCCGACUCGUGGUGGAAAAUUUGGGAGGAGAAAGCCAGCACGAAGAAUCUGAUCUGUGUUCAUCUGGCGUGGUCCCUCUUUAUUGUGGUGUACUAUGGCAUGCUGUUGAAUAUCCGAGCAUUCGGGCGGGACCACUUGCGAAUCAACACGUUGAUUGCGGGUCUAUCGGAAUUCAUCGGCACGUCAAUUGGAUUUGCGUUGAUCAUGUUCACGAAGAACAAGUGGUUCUGGACUGGACUGUUCAACAUUGUUGCUGGACUGAUUGCAUAUUGUGGGUGGUUGAUACCACCAGAAAUUACAGGGGACAAGCGAGUCGCUCUUCUGAUGCUUACUGCAAUGAUCUCUAAGAUGAGCAUUUCUUGCGUUCUAUCUAUUCUAACGACAUGCACUUCUGAGCUUGUAAGUGAAAAGAAAAAGAACGGCGUCGUCUACUCCACCAUAGUGUGGGCGAGGUUCUGGCUAUUAGGAGCACCUUUUAUUGGAGCCACGGUCAUAUUUGGACAGUUGGUGCCCCAAACGGCAUUUGGAUCGUUGGUUCUCAUCGGUGGUAUAAUCGUGGGAAGUAUAAGCGGACCGCGGACGCACCCGGUGACCAAGAAGAACUCAGUUUAUCCAGAAAUAAUUUCGACAUCGGCAAACUGGCCUUCGGACAAAUCGUUAGGAAUAUAUGAUUUGAAACAAUAA
This is a messenger RNA of Armigeres subalbatus, 2074 nucleotides long. RefSeq names its product organic cation transporter protein-like. The coding region runs from base 392 to 2074 and encodes 560 amino acids. Gene Ontology annotation, molecular function: transmembrane transporter activity. The record is from RefSeq and is a predicted model, not a curated record. Gene Ontology annotation, biological process: transmembrane transport. The transcript is spliced from 10 exons. Lineage: Eukaryota; Metazoa; Arthropoda; Insecta; Diptera; Culicidae.